UCACCUGCCUUACCUGCUUCGCCUUCUUCACCUGCCUCACCUGCCUUACCUGCCUCGACUUCUUCACCUGCCUCACCUGCCUUACCUGCCUCGCCUUCAUCACCUGCCUCACCUGCCUUACCUGCCUCGCCUUCAUCACCUGCCUCACAUGUCUUACCUGCCACCACUUCUUCACCUGCCUCACCUGCCAUACCUGCCUCCACUUCUUCACCUGCCUCACCUGCCUUACCUGCCACCACUUCUUCACCUGCCUCACCUGCCUCACCUGCCUUACCUGCCUUGACUUCUUCACCUGCCUCACCUGCCUUACCUGCCUCCACUUCUUCACUUGCCUCACCUGCCUUACUUGCCUCGCCUUCAUCACCUGCCUCACCUGCCUUACCUGUAUCCACUUCUUCACCUGCCUCACCUGCCCUACCUGCCUCGACUUCUUCACCUGCCUCACCUGCCUUACCUGCCUCGCCUUCAUCACCUGCCUCACCUGCCUUACCUGCCUCGCUUUCAUCACCUGCCUCACCUGCCUUACCUGCCUCGCCUUCAUCACCUGCCUCACAUGUCUUACCUGCCACCACUUCUUCACCUGCCUCACCUGCCAUACCUGCCUCCACUUCUUCACCUGCCUCAUCUGCCUUACCUGCCUCCACUUCUUCACCUGCCUCACCUGCCUUACCUGCCUCGCCUUCAUCACCUGCCUCAUCUGCCUUACCUGCCUCGCUUUCAUCACCUGCCUCACCUGCCUCACCUGUCUCGCCUGCCUCACGUGCCUCUCCUUCCUCGUCUGCCUCACCCCCCUCGCCUUCCUCCUCUGCCUCACCUGCCUUGCCUUCCUCAUCAGCCUCGCCUUCCUCAUCAGCCUCACCUGCAUUACUUGCCUUACCUGCUUCAUAA
Messenger RNA from Bacillus rossius redtenbacheri, 888 nucleotides. RefSeq lists its product as uncharacterized. The record is from RefSeq and is a predicted model, not a curated record. The annotation marks the transcript as partial. The transcript has a single exon. Lineage: Eukaryota; Metazoa; Arthropoda; Insecta; Phasmatodea; Bacillidae.